This is a messenger RNA of Aureobasidium melanogenum CBS 110374, 3192 nucleotides long. RefSeq names its product linoleate diol synthase. The transcript has 3 exons. Gene Ontology annotation, biological process: response to oxidative stress. Gene Ontology annotation, molecular function: monooxygenase activity; iron ion binding; oxidoreductase activity, acting on paired donors, with incorporation or reduction of molecular oxygen. NCBI's taxonomy places the organism in Eukaryota, Fungi, Ascomycota, Dothideomycetes, Dothideales, Saccotheciaceae. The record is from RefSeq and is a predicted model, not a curated record. The coding region runs from base 1 to 3192 and encodes 1063 amino acids.
AUGGCGGUCGGUCAGCUCAAGUCAUUGAUCGGAUCGAUCAGGAAGAAGCCUUCCACAGCUCCAGACCGAAAGACCAAUGCCGAAGCAGAGCUGAGCCCCAUCAACGAAAAGACAUCGAUACUCCAUGAUAUCACACACAUGGGCGUGAAAAACAUGAGUACCGUGGCUCAAGGCUUGACAACAAUCGCGUCCGGUGAGCCCAUGGACGACAAAGAGCUCUUGCUCGAGCAUGGCGUAGCUGCACUACAAUCUGCACCACCGAAUAGCGGACUUUCUGCAAUGGUGUCAGAAGGUUUCAUCAAGAUGCUUUACAACGACCUACCUCAUCCACCAGUAACUCUAGCUGGACCCACGGCCAGAUACAGACGACACGACGGUGGCAAUAACAAUCCAUGGAAUCCCGAGAUGGGCAAAGCCGGAAGCCCCUACAGCAGAAGUGUCCCACCAAUGAGGCCGAAAGGUCCCAACCUUCCUGAUCCCGAGCUUGUCUUUGAGCAACUGCUCAAGAGAAAAGGACCAUUUCGCGAGCACCCUUCUGGUCUCAACAGACUGUUCUUCUCUUUCGCCACAAUUGUUAUUCACGAGUGUUUCCAGACCUCUCGAACAGACCCAUGGAUCAACGAAACUUCCAGUUAUGUUGAUCUGAGCACUCUUUACGGAAACACAGAAGUCGAACAAAAGCGUGUGCGCACUUAUGAGAAUGGAACGAUAUACCCAGACUCAGUUGCUUCUGAAAGAAUCAUGAUGAUGCCACCUGGAGUGAUUGCAGUCUUGAUUAUGUUCUCGAGAAACCACAACAGCAUCGCCCACUCAUUGUUCUCUGUCAACGAAGAUGGCAAGUACAAGCCAUGGGAGACCUUGAAUGAGGAGCAGAGGACCGAACAAGAUGAAGACAUUUUCCAGCUUGCUCGCAACAUCAUUGUCGGCUUCUUCGCUACCGUCGUCCUCAAAGACUAUGUUGCCGCCAUCUUGAACACUCCAAGAGCCAACUCAGAGUGGUCUCUUGACCUUGGCGCUGAAAUCAAGCAAGCUGGUCAACGCUUAGAACGCGGCACUGGCAAUGUCGUCUCUGUUGAGUUUGCUGUUCUCUACCACUGGCAUGCGGCUCUGAGCGCUGCUGACGCAAAAUGGAUGGAAGAUCUCCUAAGAGAAAAUCUUCCGGGGCUCAAAUCUGUGGACGAUGUUACGCCGGACAUGUUUAAGAAGGUUGUCAUGACUGAGGGCCACAAGCUGAAGGACACUCUUCCUAGAAACUGGACCUUUGGAAAACUCAAACGAAACUCCAAUGGCAUGUUUGACGAUGUUGACCUUGCAGAAAUCAUCAAGGACUGUAUUGAGUCGCCAGCGCAUGCUUUCGGUGCUCACGGCACACCCGCGAGUCUGAAGAUUGUCGAUAUCAUGGGAAUGCUUCAAGCUCGCAACAAGUUCCAAGUCUGCACAAUGAAUGAGUUCCGUCGCUACCUUAAUUUGAAGGCGUACGCGAACUUCGAAGAGUGGAACCCUGACAAAGAGGUUGCCAGAGCUGCAGAGCUCCUCUACGGCCACAUUGACAACCUUGAACUGUAUCCAGGGCUGAUGGCCGAAGUCACCAAGCCUGCUAUGGCUGGUAGUGGUGUCUGUCCAGGCCAAACUACUGGACGUGGUAUUCUCGAUGAUGCUGUUGCCCUAGUCCGAGGAGAUCGUUUCCUUUCUUACGAUAUGAACAGUUCGACCUUGACAAAUUGGGGUGUCGCCAAGCUCAGCGUUUCUCCACCAGGAGCAUAUGGAGGCAUGCUUCCGCAAUUGCUUCUCUCGGGACUACCUAAUGCCUUCACUGGCACAUCUUCUUAUGCUUUAUUGCCUUUCUACACACCCAAAGCUGCAGCAGGGAUCUUGAAGGGCAACGGAGUUAUUGAUCAAUAUGAUCUCACCAGACCAAAGAGUGAUAAGACUGUUGUCUCUGUUCACACGCAAGAAGGCUGCAAGAAGGUCUUUGAGGACCGCGAAAACUUCCGCGUCAUGUACCAGGCAGCAAUCAGACAAUGUACCGAUGGGCACGACUUCAUGAUCGGAUGGGAUCAACAGAAGAAGCACGACGACAGAUCAAAGAUUCUUCAUAAAGUGUUCUUUGAAGAGAACUUUGAAGCGAACGUCACGAAGUUCUUCCGCACGAAUGUUGCAAGACUCAUCUCGCAGAGUUCGCUCAAGUAUCAAGGUACCAGGCGGUCAAUUGACAUUGUACGAGACGUCACCAAUGUCACGCCUAUCCUCUGGCUGGCGGAGAGAUUCGCUAUCCCCAUCAAGGACGCAGAGCAUCCUCGAGGCCUGUUAUCGGUCCCUGAGCUCUUUGGUAUCUACUUGGUCUUGUUCAUGUACCAGAGUUUCAACAUCCAACCUCUAGUCGAAACCACACUCCGUGAAGGAGCUACCAAGGUUGCGCCGAUCUUGCGCAAGAUCUUGAAAGCUCAUCUUGAAACUCAACAAGGUGUCAAAGAAAAAGUGGUGGACUGGGUUGCUAAAGGUACAGCAUAUGAGGUUGGCCCGGAUGCAGAUCGCAUCUACCAUGCCUUGAAUGCGACAAAGCUUCCCGUUGGUGAUUUGGUCGGUGACUGUAUCGGCAUGGGUGCUCCAGUCGCAGGCAACAUCACACAACAAGCAUCAUUGCUUAUCGACCUCUUCCUAAGCCCCGGCUACGAAGUCUACAAAGAUCGCAUCACCGAACUUGCUCACCGAGACGAUCCAGCAGCGGAACGCGAGCUUCAAGGUUUCGUCUUCGAAGGCAUGCGCCAUGCGGGUGUGGUCCCAGGCCUGCCUCGUGUGGCAUCGCAGGAUGUGACUGUCAACGACGGCACUCGCGGCCCCAUUCAUAUCAAAGCCAACCAAACCGUCCUGAUCGCGACGUCGAAGGCAUCCAUGGAUCCUAUAGCAUUCCCCAACCCAGAAAAACUGGACCCUCAUCGUCCGUUCAGCUCCUACAUUCUUCUUGGUCAUGGCUUGCAUUAUUGCUUUGGUGCGAGAUUGGUCGGUGUGUCGUUGGCUGCUACAUUGAAGGAAGUUUUCAAGUUGAAGAAUUUGCGUCGUGCGCAAGGUCGCGCUGGGCAGUUCUCGAUUGUUGAGCAUGAGGUUGCUGGUGUCAAGAUGAGACAAUACCUUGAUGCGUCCUCGAAGGAGUCACCCAUUCCCACUACUCUGACCCUGGAGUAUGAUGAGUAG